This is a messenger RNA of Ilyonectria robusta, 489 nucleotides long. RefSeq lists its product as uncharacterized. Lineage: Eukaryota; Fungi; Ascomycota; Sordariomycetes; Hypocreales; Nectriaceae. The record is from RefSeq and is a predicted model, not a curated record. Bases 1 to 489 code for a protein of 162 amino acids. The transcript has a single exon.
AUGACCGCCGCACAUAACUACGGCUUCGCCAUGGAGAAGUAUAUGCUUCUCCAGGAGCAGCACCAGGAGCUCUGCAACCACCUCGACCAGAUCCGCCCUCAGCACGGCAGCCGCACCCGCUCCUCAACUCCCUCCUCCUCACCCACCCGAUCCUCCUCCUCCUCCAUCUCCUCUGUCCCGUCUUCACCGAAGCGCCACUCCCGAAGCAGCGAGCGACGACACCGAUCGCACGCCCGUUGCAGUGGCUGGGACGACGCCCACCGGGGCAACGAGCUGAGCACCAUUGUCGAUGAGGAGACCCUCUGCGAGAUCUCCGCCGAGGAGCAGCGCCUGUCCGAUGUCAACGAGAGCAUCAAGCGAGCUUUGACCGAGCUCCUCAACUGCAGCACCGUCCGCAGCGACCGCUCGUUCCGUCUCUGGGUGCAAACGCGCCUCAUGGAGACUGAGAAGGAGCUUCGGUCAGGACGCCGGAGACGAAGCACUGAGUGA